Rhinichthys klamathensis goyatoka is the source of this 1443-nucleotide messenger RNA. It is a transcript of the gene tm6sf2b, whose product is annotated as transmembrane 6 superfamily member 2b. The transcript is spliced from 10 exons. Gene Ontology annotation, cellular component: endoplasmic reticulum-Golgi intermediate compartment membrane; endoplasmic reticulum membrane. The record is from RefSeq and is a predicted model, not a curated record. Gene Ontology annotation, biological process: lipid homeostasis; regulation of lipid metabolic process. Lineage: Eukaryota; Metazoa; Chordata; Actinopteri; Cypriniformes; Leuciscidae. Bases 48 to 1172 code for a protein of 374 amino acids.
UUGGACUGAAUAACUAUAACUGAAUAACUGAUUUCAAAGCAGACGUCAUGGCACAGGAGAUAUGCGUUUUUCUCUUUUCCCUGACGGCUCUUGGUGUCCUUUACACUAUGAACAAUGUUCCAGCAUUUCAAGAGCCAGUGGUUAUUCUGGAAAUCGGGGUGGCUGUUCUUGUGGCAGUGUUCUUCAUGGUCUACCUUGCUACUCGCUACAAUCCUCCUAAAGAUCCUUUGUUCUAUGUUUUUGCAGAGUUUUCCUUCACGUGUGUCAUUGACCUCACGAGCGCUCUAGAAUACGAUGGCUUUGCCUCAGGAUUCAUGGAGUUCUACCAGAAAACGGGGGAGCCGUAUCUUGGUACACCCUAUGCUAUCAUGAUGUGCUAUUGGGAUGGUGUAGUGCACUUCAUCAUCUACCUGAUACUGGUACACCGCAUGUCAAACAGGCAACAAUAUCGCACUUUGGGCCUUCUUUGGGCUGGAUCACUGUGCGGCAACAUGAUUGUGUUUGUACCUGGAAUCGUAGUUGGUAAAUAUGGCUCAGAGAUCCGCCCUGCCUUCUGGCUCAACAUGCCUUUUCUGUUGGUGCCCAUAUGGGGAGCAGUGUCCCUGUUCUCCAGGCCAAGGGAUAUGCCUCUUGUGGGUGCAUCCAAGGCUGAACGUGAGCAGAAAAAAGCCUUAAUAUGGCGCCCCCUGGACCUGCUCUUUGUGGUUUAUCUAGUGGCUGCCAUGGGAUUCACUGUCUUUAGAGGACUGGCAGUUCUUGAUUGCCCACUGGAAAUCCUCAACAGAUAUGUCACAGAAUAUGAACCUUAUCUGAAGGAUCCCGUGGGCUUCCCCAAAGUUAUGAUGUUGCUGCUCCUAUUCCAUGCGCUCCCGAUGCUAGGUUCAUUUGCAUAUGGGCUGUGCACACCUGGCUGCACUUGGAUGCUCGAUUGGACGGUAUAUUUAGCAGGUGCCAUUUUACAGUGCCAGUGGUCUCAUAUCGGCGCGUCUCUGCACCCACGCACUGCAGAAAUGUACAGGAUUCCCAGCACGGCCCUGGUGCCAGUCCUCCUCCUCAACCUGCUGUAUGCAGUCGGUCCUCUUCUGCUCGCCCUGCGCUGCAAACGCGAGCCGGACUACUUCCUUUCCAUCGCACCUGUGGGCCAAACUAACAGUGAGAAGAAAUCAAGUUAAACCCACUGAGAAAACAUCAACUUUAAAGGGAUAGUUCACACAAAUAUUGAAGUUCUGUCAUCAUUUACUCACAUAGGUGAACUAUUCCUUUAAAAAACAUACAUGUCAAAACAGAUUAUUCUCUUCUCUGUUAUAAAAAUCUGAUGCGUUUCUUUAUUCCAGUGCUUUUUCCUAGUUCUAGCUUUCUGUUCCACUUCCACACAAAUAUCGUAACUUCUUUCUUGAAUAAUUGGCUGGUCUCAUAGGUAAUAAACAAUUAUCCUAUAAACCA